This is a messenger RNA of Eriocheir sinensis (Chinese mitten crab), 1220 nucleotides long. RefSeq lists its product as uncharacterized. The transcript has 2 exons. Bases 29 to 517 code for a protein of 162 amino acids. The record is from RefSeq and is a predicted model, not a curated record. NCBI's taxonomy places the organism in Eukaryota, Metazoa, Arthropoda, Malacostraca, Decapoda, Varunidae.
GAUCCUUGGAGGAGACAGUGUGUUCAGGAUGUGGCCACAGGUUGUUUUGAUCGGAUCCCUCGCCUUGGCUUCGGCCCACGCCCAAGCCCACCCCGGCCCCGCCCACCCCGGCCCCGCUCACCCCGGCCCAGCCCAUCCCGGCCCAGCCCAUGUCAGUCCCUCUCACCCACAUCUGGCCGCUCAUGUCAGCCCACACGCCCCUAACCAGGCCGCCCAUGCCUUCCCCGCCCAUGUCAGCCCAUCUUUCCCACAUCUAGCUGCUCACGUCAGCCCACAUGCCCCUAACCAGGCCGCCCACGCUUUCCCCGCCCACGUCAGCCCAUCUUUCCCUCAGCUGGCCGCCCAUGUCAGCCCACACGCCCCUAACCAGGCCGCCCACGCUUUCCCCGCCCACGUCAGCCCAUCUUUCCCUCAGCUGGCCGCCCAUGUCAGCCCACACGCCCCCCACCAGGCUGCCCACCCCCUCCCCCCCGGCGUGGACCCCUCCUGUGCCGGCAAAUAUCCCUUCUGCGACUAAUCUCUUGACUGCGGAUUUCCUACAAGAAGACCUCACCAAGCUACAGGAGUGGAACAAAAAGUGGCUGCUACAAUUCAAUGAAGAAAAAUGUGAAGUCCUGCACCUUGGGAGGGGAAAUCCAGCACACCAAUACCACAUAGGAAACACUUCACUAUCCACCACAGAGCCGGAUCAAGACCUGAGAGCAUAUGUAACCAGGCUACCGGUGAAGGCGAAAUCCGUGCCAAUCGCAGCGGACGGGUUAGGAAAAGAAGGAAAACAUAUGUGAUAACGAGAAAUACGACAACAUCAAGAUAACGAAGGAAAGGCUGAAGGAAAGCGAGAAGAUAAGAAUUUUGAGGGAAGAGGAGAAUACAAGGAUGAAUAACCAGAAUAAAAGAAAAUUGGAGAGAUGAAAAUUGAAUACGAGAAAAAUUGAGAAUAGAGAGAUUGAUGUAAAGCGUGUCAAGAGCAAAGGAUAAUAAGAUAAUUGAACCUGAAUUAAGUAACAGCGAUCAAUCAUAAGUAAGAAUCGUUGUUCAGAAAUGCAAAGAAAGAAGUGAGAGAGAGGGAAAGAUGAAAAAGGAGAGAGAGAGAGAGAGAGAGAGAGAGAGAGAGAGAGAGAGAGAGGUGUAAGUGUGUGUGUGUGUGUGUGUGUGUGUGUGUGUGUGUGUGUGUGUAUUUAUAUAUGUUAAAGAAAUAAAAUAAAGCAUAAUACAUCAAC